This is a messenger RNA of Didymodactylos carnosus, 1956 nucleotides long. Lineage: Eukaryota; Metazoa; Rotifera; Eurotatoria; Philodinida; Philodinidae. The record is from the annotation of a GenBank genome assembly.
AUGUUGUAUACACAUGCAAAGAAAACGAGCGAAGAAUUGUUUUCCAAUGAUUAUGACGAAUCUCUGACUGGCGGUGCAGUCGACCGUAAUUGGUUAGCAAUAUUGACCGAACGAUUACGGGAAACCGAAUUGUUAAAACGACAUGAACAAAGAGAAAUAUUAAAUAGACGAGAAGAAAUCAGUAAACGUUUAAAAUCGAAAACUGAAGAAACAAGUGUAUAUAGUAAAGAAGAAGGUGAAAUUGGAGAUAUUGAACAUGCUGAAAAUAUUGACGGCAAACAUGAUGAAAAUUUAUUUGAUAAACAAUGGAGUAAAUAUUCAAAUCAUCGCCGAUGCAAUGAAAAUAAAACUCACGAUGAUAACUCGAGAUUGAACAUCGACAAUAUCCACAUCAUAUCCACAUUGAAAUCUCGUGAUAAAAAAUCAUUACCAAUAAACAAUGAUAUUUAUACUGAAGAUAAUAAUAAAGAUGAUCAACUAUCAAAUAGGCGCCAGGCAAAUAUAAUAAAGCAAAAAGAAACAGCUCAUAAUAAACCGCCACAAGUUUUACUCAAGAUUCGAGAACGAAAACGAAAAAUGUGUCAUGCUCCAUUUUUUGCUGAUAUAGAUAAAAGAGUAUUUGUUCGAAUCAAUAUUGGACAAAAUGGUGAUAGUCCGGUUUAUCGUAUUGGAAAAAUUCUUGAUAUUGUUGAAACAACAAAAGUCUAUCAGCUUGGAAAUAUACGAACAAAUAAAGAACUUCGAUUAAAGUAUGGUUCAAAUGAAAGUAUAUUUCGCCUUGAAUAUGUCUCAGACAGUGAAAUAAAUGAUAAAGAAUUUAAACGAUGGCGUGAAACAUUAAUUAAGCAGGGCAUAAGUUUACCAACUAUACAUGAUAUUGAAAAUAAACAAAAAGCGAUUCAGAAAUAUACUAAUUAUUCCCUUAACGAAAAAGAUAUUGAUCAAAUGGUCGAAGAAAAACAACGUUUUCGUAAAACACCAUUAACACAUGAAUUAGAAACUGAACGUAACAAAAAAAGAAGUGAAAGCAUAUCGGUUAUUAGUACGGUGAGCGGACAAAGUAAAAUGGGUGAAAUUCCUCGAAUUGUUCACUUUAUAACAGGACAAGGAGAUAGUUCGAAUGAACAGUUAAAGUUGUAUGGGCCUAUAUUGCCUGGUGUCAAAUUGAAACAGGCAAGAGAAUUUGAAUUAAUUAAUUAUCUUUGUUUACUGGCAGCAAGAUAUAUUUUAAAACCACAUAAAAUCUAUGUUCAUUAUUAUAAAGAACCAAAAAGUUACUGGUGGACAAAAGCAAAAAAUGACAGUGAUCUUAAAUUAACAUUAAGAAAAACACGUCAAAUAACGUCGAUCUAUGGACAUAAGCUAUAUCAUCACGCUCAUAGAGGUGAUAUAAUGAGAUUAGAAGUAUUACUAAAAUAUGGUGGAAUCUACUUGGAUUUAGACGUAUUAGCAUUAAACUCGUUUGAUUCACUAUUAAAAAAUAAAUUACAAAAACAAACAAUAUUGGGAUAUGAAAAUGAAAAUUACAAUGCCGUAUGUAACGCUGUUAUACUCUCUAUUCCUCGCAGUCAAUUUUUAAGACGUCUCUAUGAAUCUUAUCAAAGUUUAAAUGCUACAUGUUGGGCAUGUCAUAGUGUCAUGUUAACUGGAUAUUUAGCGACAAUUUAUUCACAAGAAACUCUCGUCUUACCAUCAGUUGCGUUUUAUGAACCAUCUUAUUUGAAUAUUGAAGAAUUGUAUUACUUUGAUACUUAUGAUUUUCGAAAAAAUUAUGCCUCUCAUCUAUGGAAUUCAUUUAUCGGUGAUGAGUUUUUGAAAAAUUUAACAUUAGAUUAUAUUUUAUAUCCAAAACAAUUAACAACACUGAUAAAAAUGAUUCGUCAUUCGAUUGGUAUUAAAAAGCUACAAAAAAUCAACAAAGACUACAAAAGAAAUCAGAUUUUAAAAAUAGAAUAA